This is a messenger RNA of Doryrhamphus excisus (bluestripe pipefish), 2625 nucleotides long. RefSeq names its product neurochondrin (gene ncdn). The record is from RefSeq and is a predicted model, not a curated record. Gene Ontology annotation, cellular component: dendrite. Lineage: Eukaryota; Metazoa; Chordata; Actinopteri; Syngnathiformes; Syngnathidae. Gene Ontology annotation, biological process: regulation of neuronal synaptic plasticity; neuron projection development.
GUAGGAGCGUUUCUAUUGGCUAUGGGUUGCUUUAUUCUGACACGUAUCCGGUCAGACCUUGCGAGUGAAACGCAAAGAAAGUCUGUCAUCCAUUGAAGGCCAUGAUGGCUGGCUGUGCUACACUUGACGUGAGCAGUCAGCUCUCUGGACGUGAGGAACACAGAGUAGAAGACUGUGGAGGAGAUUCAGACAAGGAGGAAGGAGAUGGUUUGACGGACGCUAAGAGAGAAGUGUUGGAGAGAUGUCUUCACGCCCUCAACCACGCUAAGAAUGACAGCCACACGUUAGCUGCACUUCUCUUGAUCACACGUUUGUGCCCUGCUAGCCAACUGGACAAACCCACCUUGAGACGCAUCUUUGAAGCCGUGGGUGUCAAUCUUCCCGCUCGGCUACUGGUCACUGCGGUGCGGGGAGGUGGGGAACCCGGCUUGCCCCCUCACGAGCUCCUCUCAUUGGGUACGGCUCUGUUGUCUGCCCUGAGCACGGAUUCAGACAUGGCCUCGCAGCCUCAGCUCCUCGCUACAGUCCCGCUACUGCUGGAAAUCCUAGCACAUGGUCCCACCAACCUGGAACAGACACAGAACCCACAUGGAAGGAUGGAGAAAGUUCCGGAAAGCAACGCUGGCAAUGAGGCUAAGCAAAAUGGUCAUGAUGCAAUGAAUGCACCUGAAGUAACCGCAUCUCCUGCAAAGCUUGACGAGGCCAUGGCUUCCGACUGCUACCAGGUGCUGACAGCUGUGCACGCCCUUCCCAGAGGUCCCGAGCAGCUCUUGAGUCGGGGUGCUGUUCCUGCUCUAUGCCAGGCCGUGAAACAGAACCAGACCUUCAGCCAGAAGAUGGCUAUUCCUUUACUUGUUUGUCUUCUGUCCGGUAAAACCAAAGACAAAGUGUGGAGCAAACACUCACCAGAACUGUUGACUCUGCUGGUGACGAUGUCCAAAGACUUCUGCACAGCGACAGGCCAGACCAGAUUGGAUAUGUGCUCCCAGUUGGUCCAUUUUCUACCCCCGGCGGGGGGAGCGGUAGAAAAGGAGACACUGAGGGAAGUCGUAAGCCGAGUGUGGGGGGAAUUGCGACCUAUGAUGCAGGCCAAAAUGACACCAAGACAAAUCGGGCCAGUGUUGGUCCUCAGUGCUUGUCUGCUUGAUUUAUCCGGAUGGGAGCUAGCCGGACCGCCAAAGUUCUGCUGCUUACUGGUGAAUCGGGCUUGUGUGGAGGUCAGAAUGGGUUUGGAGGAGCCGCCUGACAACGAUCUGAGCCGAGAGCUGCAGGACACACUCACAGGUUGCUACCGGAUCAUGGAGGCCGCCAUCGAGCAGGCCUGCAGCCCAGCCGUCACACCCGCGGCGGCACCGGCUCAGGGUGCUGUCUCCAGCCUCAGUCUCCAGCAGAGCAGGCAGGUCCUCGGCGUACUGGAGGAGGCCUUCUCGGCUUUAAUGUAUCACCUGCAGCAGGUGGACUCUACCCGUUAUGGUGAACCUUUUAUUUUCGCCACAUUCCGCUGCCUGUGCUCAUGGCUGGCUGAGGAGACUUCCUGUCUGAAGGAGGAAGUGACCAAGGUGCUGCCGGUCCUCAUCGAGUACUCAAGGAGCCACCUGCUGACCGAGAGCUCCGAGCUGGGCCUCUCCGACUGGAUGGACAAGAUGUCUGUUGCUGAUGCGAGCGGGUCGUGGACGGGCAAAGAGGCGCUAAGGUACCUCCUGCCGGCUCUGUGUCAUCUAUCUGCCGAGGAAGGUCCCCGUAAGGUGCUGCUCACCCUCGACACCCCGGCCUUGUUGGUGAAGUACCUGUCGCACGGUUUCAGUUCCUUGAAGGGGAAAAAUGCAGCGUCCUUAGCGAGGGACCCCAGCAUGGAGACAGCCUGCUCGGCUCUCCUUAACUUUGCCGUCACUGAACCUGAAAGAGUCAGGAAGGACCAAUCUUUCAGAAGUCUGGAGACGCACUUAAGUGAAGCACUUCCUGUUUUGGUGCACAAACAGAGCCUCCUUGUUCUUGCAGCUAAUUACUGCACUUUGGGUUUGAUGAUUGGCAGGCUGAAAUCAGCUCCGACAGGUUCAGCUGAGGCAGGUCAGAGGCGUUUCUUCUCCACUGCCCUCCGCUUCCUCCACAGCGCUUUAGACUCGGACCCCAGCCCGGGACCAGCCAAGCUGAGCCCCGCCUGGGAGGAUAGCUGGGACGAGGUGGCCGAGCUCUGGAGGUUGGGUGUGCAGGCCCUGGGAGGCUGCGUGCGCGCUCAGACUUGGAUCACGGUGUUGAUCCGAGAGGAAAAUUGGCUGAGGAACACGCUGGGCAUCCUGGGGCCAUGUAGCGCGCUGCCGGACCAGCACACGCAGGAGGCGCUGGAGGAGGCGCUGUGUGCUGUGGCGGACCGGUGCCCUCUCUCCAAACAGGACAUUGGUGAUGCAAUGAGGAGAUACGAUAAAGGAGCUUUGAGCUGCAUGAGGAACCUGAAGAAGGCUGUGGGAGUAAAAUGAAGGGGGAAAAAAAACAAUUAAUAAAAAUAACUCAAGCUAAGGUGCAGCAGUCUCAUAUGGAUAAGUGUUGUACCAAAUAUUAAUUACACGUCUUGUACUUGAAUGACAUUUAAUAAAGAGUUAUUUUCUUAUGGAACAUGAACCCUUGCUA